Messenger RNA from Drosophila obscura, 7756 nucleotides. RefSeq names its product disintegrin and metalloproteinase domain-containing protein 11 (gene mmd). Gene Ontology annotation, molecular function: metalloendopeptidase activity. The transcript is spliced from 27 exons. NCBI's taxonomy places the organism in Eukaryota, Metazoa, Arthropoda, Insecta, Diptera, Drosophilidae. The record is from RefSeq and is a predicted model, not a curated record. Gene Ontology annotation, biological process: membrane protein ectodomain proteolysis. Bases 1403 to 5746 code for a protein of 1447 amino acids.
GCAAGUCGUCAGACGUAUGAGAGAGCUUAAGAACGUUGUUUGCCAUCACGGAACGUGGUAACGAGACCGGGGACGACCGACGGAAAAAGCAACCAUAAGAGGGGUAAAAAAAUACAGUUGGAAGUAUAAAUCAAGAAAUGCCUAAACUCAAGCCGCUGAAAAAAAUUUAAACCGAAUUUUUAGUCAAAGCAAAAAAAAAAACAGAGUGUAAUGCUCCCGCACCAAACUAAACUUUACGACAACGCAAAAAAACGCAUUGUUUACGUAAAUGCUGCUCUGCUAACGGAUAGCUGGAAGCCAUUAUGUGAAAUGAAAUACGGUGUAUAAGUCUUUCCUCGCCUUAAUAAAUUCGCAUCAAAAAUUCGAUCAACCGACUCACCAAUCGACCAGCAAUCGGCUAUGAAACUUUUUAUUCAAUACAAAGAAUAAAUAGAAGAGAUGAGAAUAAUAAUCAAAAAGUAAAGUAAUCAAGAGCGAAAAAUAUAUUUUGGAGAAUUUUUUGAAUAUUUUUUUACUGUUUGCCCAACUAAGAAACAGAGUGUGUUCAUGAAGCAGUUCAGCAAAAUUUUGCAAAUAGUAUAUUAGAAUAAUUCAUUAUCAAUUAAAAUCUAAUUCGGAAUAAAUAUUGACAGAAUUGAGGAACCUAAGCUGCCUAUGCAAAUGUCGUUUCUAUGAAAUUGAAAACACCAGAUCCAGAUACAGAUUUCGAUCCAACUUGACUCAAACACUUACAUAUGUCGGGUAAACGUUCCCAAUUUGAGCGUUAUCAAUUUGUAUAACCAAAGGUGAUAAAACUAUCACUGUGAUUUAACGGGUUGGAUAUUAUUUUAGGUGGCGAUUAUGUGUGUUUUAUUUACUGUACAGAUAACAAAGCUGAAUAGGGAGCCAAGAGCUUGAUUGAAUGAGUGAAUCAGUAAGUGCGUAAAUGCAAUAACUAAGGUGAGGAAACUAAAGAGUGCCUUGCUCAGCGCAAUGAAGCUACAAUUUCAGCUGUACCCUUAUGCAUACAAAAGCCUAGACACAGUCUCUGCUACAAACGCAGAUAAGCUCAUCAUCACAGCCAUCCACUGCCACACAACCUGACCUACAAAAAAAGUAGAGUUGAGUGUCACCAAUGUGCCAAUAGCAGAAAUAGAUUGAUAUCUAAAAUAAAGUGCAACUACAGCAACAAAAUCAUACUUGAGAUAUUGAGACGCAUAAUUACUUUUUGAUUGUCUCAAAUGUGCCAAUUAAAGUUUGGAUGCGAGCGACUACCUUUUGGUAAAUAUCCGUGAGAACGAGAAAAAAAAGGUAGAAAACCCUUAAACAAAACGAGGAGAGGACAACCAAGACUUAGCAUUGACGCUAACACAGACGUUGACGUCGACGCCUAAUAAUUAAAACACAUCAUUGAAGCUGCAUAAUGUGGAUUGCCAUCACCUAUUUGAUCAUUAUCAUUGCCCAGCUGUGCGCCUUGGCCACAUCCGCUGGCGAAGCAGAUUAUACUCUUGACGAUUCUUUUUGGAAUGAAGAAAGUCCCGUUGGCGAAGUGGAACGGUUACUUAAGGAAUACAGACAAAAUCAAGAGUUGGUUCGUCGCAUCGGUGGUCAUUACUACCAAAUAAUAUAUCCUGUUCAGUUGCGCCAUCACGAGAAGAUGGGAAUAUCAACGCGUGAAGUCAGCCCCUCGAAGCCGGGGCAACGUCCUCGUCCGCAUGAUGACAGUGGAUUCAACAGAGGCAGGACAAAGAAACAUUUUCAUCGCACCUCGCUGCUAAUCAAGGCAUUUAAUCAUAAAUUUCGCCUGGACCUGGAGCUUAACUCCCAACUUCUUUCACCAAAUAUACAGCAAAAGCACUACCAUGUUGGAGGAUAUCUUGUGGACGGAAACCGGCAUGAUAUCGAACACUGUUAUUACCAUGGGACAGUGAAGGACUAUCCAGGCGCUAGUGCUGCCUUUCAUACUUGCAACGGAGUAAGCGGCGUCAUACACAUUGGAAACGAGACAUUCGUCAUUCAUCCAUUUUAUGGUGGCGAUCUAUCUAAACAUCCGCAUGUAAUUUUCGAAGCGCGUACGAAAGCAAACAAAGGAUGCGCAAAUUCAGGUAACCUGGACUCAUGGCGAUUGUCUCGUCGCACCAAACACCUGUCAGUAGGAGUGGCGGAUGUGGUGGACGAAAUUCUUCCAAACCACUCAGCGCGCAGUAAGAGGGAUGUGCGGGAGGCCACCAAAUACAUUGAAACAGCAAUAAUCGUUGACAAAGCAAUGUUUGAUAAACGCAACGGCAGCACGCGGGCCGAAGUUAUUCACGACGCAAUACAGGUUGCCAAUAUAGCUGAUCUGUACUUUCGCACACUGAAUACUCGUGUGUCGGUGGUUUAUAUUGAGACAUGGGGAAAAAAUCAGGCUGUCAUCGAUGGAAGCAAGGACAUUGGCAAGGCAAUAUCUAACUUUAAUGAUUACACGUCAAGAAAUCUGUUCCAAAUCGAGCGAGACACUACUCAGUUACUAACUGGUGAAACAUUUUCCGGCGGAGAGGCUGGGAUGGCCGUUCCUGAAACUGUCUGUACACCUCGAGCUGUAGGCAUCAGCGUCGAUGUCAACGUGUAUGAACCACACCUCCUCGCUGGUACCAUGGCUCACAUGAUUGGCCAUAACAUUGGCAUGGGCCACGACGACGGACGUGAAGAAUGUUUUUGCCGCGACUGGCAUGGUUGCAUAAUGGCACAGUCGAUCGUCGGACAGGAGAAUGUCCAACCGUAUAAAUUUUCGGAAUGCAGUAAGAAAGAUUACAUUGACGCUUUGCGGACGGGACAUGGACUGUGUUUGCUCAACAAGCCCAAUGAGAUCGAACUGCGUCGAAACUGCGGUAAUAAAGUAGUCGAGGAAGAUGAGGAAUGUGAUUGUGGUACCUUUGAAGAGUGUGCCCUGGAUCCCUGCUGCGACGGAAUAACAUGCAAGCUUAAAUCUGAGGCGCAAUGCGCUAGCGGCGCAUGCUGUGAACAAUGCCGCUUACGUCCUAAGGAUUACAUUUGCCGGGACUCAAACAAUGAGUGUGAUCUUCCAGAAUAUUGCGAUGGUGAAGUCGGUCAAUGUCCUUCUGAUGUCUACAAGAAAAAUGGCUCUCCAUGUGGUCUCAGCAAAGCUGGCGUCUCUGGCUACUGUUUCCAGGGCUACUGCCCUACACUUAGCCUGCAAUGUGAAGCAAUUUGGGGAUAUGGGGGAUCCGCAGCAGAUCGGCAGUGCUAUGAACAAUUUAAUUCUAAGGGCUCAAUUAAUGGCCAUUGUGGGCGUGAUGCGAAUGAACAUUACAUUAAGUGCGAUCCAGAGAAUGUCCAGUGCGGUACUCUACAAUGUAAGGAUGGGGAAAGACAACCAGUUAACGAUGGUAUCGACCAACUCUAUUCACGCACCAUUAUAUCUAUCAAGGGACAGGAGUACGAGUGCAAAGCAACCAGCGGACAAGUAGGCUCCAACAACUACCCUGAACAUGGUCUAGUCAAGGAUGGAACACCGUGCGGUGAUAAUUUAAUUUGCCUCAACCAAACUUGUGUCAGUCUCUUUCCUCAUGUGGAUCAAACCAAGUGCCCAACAAAUAAACAGGGUCAAGAGUGCUCAGAACACGGCGUCUGCACUAACACAAAUCGCUGCUUUUGCGACAUGGGUUGGGGUGGCACAGACUGCAGCUCUGUCGUUCUCCUUACUACAGCACUGCCAACCGAAGCAUUGCCUACCCCGGAAAAUACAAUAAAAAUGGAAAAGAAAGAAACCCCAUAUGAGAACUACCACGGCUCAAAUACAGUGUUCCUAGUCGGUGUUCUAAUGUCAGUUGUAGGGUUCGUUUUUAUAACAUUCACCUUAAUGGCAUUGUGCUACAGGUCAGUUGUAGUACAUAGAAACUUCUCCCUGUGUCUGAGACGAAAGACUACUACAAUGAAGUACGAUCCGCCCUACUCGAAGAAACCGAUUACCAAGAGCUAUGGCGGUGCGACGACGGCACCAAACCAUCAUUCCGUUGAGGAGGUUUCCUUGGAUGGCUCCAGCAAGUUGGUUUAUGCCAAUCAGACAGGUUUCAGGGACAAAGUUGUGCAUGGACGUCGCUAUACAACUGGUGGCGAGGACGAUCAGUCACAUGCAGAGAAGGGUAUUUUAAAGAAACACGGCUAUGGGCUCGUACACGGAGAGCAACUUAAAGACAAAUGGGGAGACGAUAACCAGUCGGACAAUCUUGAGCUGAUUACCCAGGACGGGACGCUGGCAUCAACGAGCGGUGGAGUGGCUGCCUCCGAAGUCGAACGUACGCUUAAGUCCCUCAACGGAUACCAUGAGGAUAUUUUGGAGGCUCUGCGAAAUGCGGCCACGCAUCGUGGUACAGGAACCGGUAACACACCCGUUGGCAGUGGGAGCCUCAGCGAAGAAAUGUUGCGUAAAACAUUACAAGAUUGUAGCAGCGCACAGUUAGGAUAUUCCGCAGAACCAUACAAGCGCACUAGUGGAUCUAAGUCCAGUUCCAGGGAAAAUGUUUGUGACAAUACCGCUGUACACGCCAUAUUACUUGACGGCAGCGGAUCUGGCCUUGGUGGCCUGGGUCUGGGAUCGAGCUUAGGUGCUGGGGGUGGAUCAGCUGUUAUUGCUGGGGGUAUGGGGCAUGGCAGUGCGAUGCUGCAUCACCAUCGCUCGCAACACCAAUUGCAUCAACCGCCCCCUUUAUCAUUACAACAACAGCAACCAGACGAGGAUGACGCUCCCUCAACAGGACCCUUGCGUAUACGUAACUUGGAGGAUCUUAUACGGCAGCUUGAGCAUCACUCGUCGCGACACAUGAGUCCCAGCGGCUCCGAGGAUAUACGCAUGUCGGAAACAGAUGGUGAUCGCCACUAUAGAUUAGAUAGUUCCGCCGCUUGUAGUGAGUCCUCACAAGGCUCCAAUCAGCAACUAGCACAAACUCAGAAAACCGCUACAAUUCAUUCUUCGUACAGCAGUCGCUGUCGUCCCCGUUCCGAUGAGGAGUCGCGAUUUGCUUAUGGCAGCCGCUACCGACAGCCGACACCAGCAGGUCGACAUGCACCACAUCAGUCACACUCACCGCAUACAUUUGGACAUCACACGCAUCAUUCUCACGCUCACGGACAUGCCACGCAUGGUCCCCACUCUUCGCAUCACUCAUCGCAUACUCAUUUACAACAGGAAGAUGAUGGUAUAUAUGAGACCGCAGACCAACGCAACGUUUCUGAUGCUCGUCUUGAUUCACAGGAGACACCAGACAGCGAAAGUGAUGACUUUAUUCAAGCUCAACAACAGUUAGCCCGGUGGGCGAGUGAAGAUGUGGUAUCCGUCGUGGUAUUGGACCAGCCGCAGUCCGCAACAAUGUCGGAUUCCCAACCAUACAACGGCGUAGGACCAAUGUCAGGGGCUACAACGAGCAACGUUAUCCACCAUCAGCAUCUGCAUCAGCACCACGGCGAUCCUCAAUCCUCUUCAGCGGCAACGGCGGCGGCAGCCAGCAACAACUGUAUAAUGGGUUUGCCAGUCGUCCAAAAUGGUACAAGUGUAAGUCAGAGGGACUUCUAUCCCUCACCACCCUCAACGGAGACGGAAAGCAGUGGAAGUGCUAUCCAGCUUCGUACUCGACGCAUAUUACAGUCGGCCGACACGCACCAUCAUCAGCAGCAGCUUCAACAUCAAUCAGGCGAUACCAGCAGCAGCAACAACAGUCAAUCCGGACAAGUCAUCGAGAAUGGUUGCUACCCGGAAUAUAAACAUUGAUAGUGCAAAAUCAUUUACUUUAAAAUGUAACCGACAUACAUUGACAUUCGCAUUCGUACAGAUAUCCGCAAUCAGCCGCGCCGACUCACGCAUGCAUAGAGGCUCAGCCACAGCAUCGCUUUUUUUUAUUAUGUGAGAUAAGAAGAUCUUGACCGGCAUUUCUAAUCGCAUACACGUAUGCUUCACUUGAAAUACACAAGUGCAUAAGCGUAUUCUGACGUCUUAUGUAACAUAACAGAAAUAUAACUGCAAUGCUAAUAAACAAGUUAACCAAAUGAGAAAAAAAACAAACAAGCAGAAAAGGUCAAAAUCAAAUUAAUAAAGAAUAUUACGAUUUAUGAGCGAAAACUUACUACACAAAGGAUUACACACAUGCAUACAUAAAUACAUACCAUUGAAUAUUUACAUAACCAUACAUUCGUUCAUUUUAACGUUAAUCUAAUCUUAUUCACCUUCGCAAAAAAAAAGGAUUUUGUAUACCUCAGGCCCAAAUAAUGCCAGCGUCUGAGUAGGAAAAAAAUUGAGCAGGCUGCUGUAAAUAAAAAAAAUGUUUAAAUGUGCUAGAUAGUUAAUUAUACGACUCUUUGCCAGACGAGUCUAGAACUUGAAAAUUCGACAGGAAAGUAAAAUGCACUCGUGCACCGAGCCGAACAUGCGCUUGAUGGUGCCUCUCUAUUAGGGCCCUCUUAAACCGACUGAUAGAAACAUUUUGGGCAAAUACUGUCAGUUCUCGUUAAAAAAUCUCAAAAAAAAAACCAAUAUAAUAAAGAACAACAAACACAAAAAUAAAGAUCUCUAACUAGAAAUUUUAAUUACUUUUAUAUGGUAAGCAUCUUAGAUUCGUAGGUGUAAUGAUUAUUCAAAAUUAAACCAUGACCGUUAAAUGUUAAUUUUAGGGAUACGGAACAUUAGUUUUACAUAGUAUAUGUCAUUUAUAUAAAUAAACGUGAAAAGUACCAUUAAUAAACUUAAAUAAAUAAGUGCUUUGUAAAUCGUAUCAAUUUUAUCUUGUAUAAAUGGUGUUACGCGAGGAUAUGGAGAGAUAUAUCCAAUUAAAUAUUUUUUAUCAAAAAUAUUCGUACAUACAUACAUUUGUAUUUAUUUACAAAGCGGGGAUAUACAUCUCACACUAAAGGAGACUAAUCUGCCAACAAAUAUAUCAAUUGUGGGAGAAACCACACUGCCAACUUGAUAGAUUUUCCUGUCUAUAAAGAGUUAAAAAAUCGCCAAAUCCAACAAAAAACUGCAGUUUGAUCAACCCAAUGGUAAGGCUCAAAUUAUCUACAGGCAUCAUAAAUUCAUAUCGAAACUCAAAACGGGUACUUAAACCUAGCCGCCCACCACGUAAUAGAGACUGACAAAAGGAACGUGCCAUGGGGUCUUUCUUCAUGGCGAGCUGUUGAAGCAGCGGAAGGAGCAUGAGUACCUAUAACGCUGGACGCCCGCCUCAUAUUUGCCAGCCACACAAGGAUGGUUAGAAGCGCCUUGGAAAGCAAGGCUAGAAAACUCUACUGGCUUCUUAAACCUAACACCAAGCUCAGCCUGGCGAACAAGAUCCGCAUAUAUAAGGUAAUCCUGCCGCCUUCAGAGAUCCUUGACAGGAUGAGGGUGUUUCAGAGAAAGACCCUCCGAAAGAUCUCUGGUGCUGAAUGGUAUGUCCGUAAUAGAGACAUCGCCAAAGACCUUGGAGUUCCCUCAGUCGGUGACAUUAUUAACGAGCAAGCCACAAGAUAGAAGCCUCGCUAGAAGAUUGGUAAGGAGCAGAACCAGGCGAAAGUUAAACCACAUAGAUCCGUACGACUUGGCCACCAGGAACAUAUUAUUUCCUGUUGCACAAUCUCCGUUUUCGUCCGUUUGUCCCGCAUUUAACUUUAAAUAGUAAAUAGAAAUUGUCCCUGAGGCUUGACAAAAGUUGCUAAUCAACAGUAACAGUACGCUAACUAAUUUUACUUUAUUGUCUGUGAUAAUUGUUGAAAAUAAACGUACAUAAUAAAACUAAAAAAAAAAAAA